Messenger RNA from Ricinus communis (castor bean), 1513 nucleotides. Its product is annotated as abscisic acid receptor PYL8. NCBI's taxonomy places the organism in Eukaryota, Viridiplantae, Streptophyta, Magnoliopsida, Malpighiales, Euphorbiaceae. Gene Ontology annotation, molecular function: signaling receptor activity; abscisic acid binding; protein phosphatase inhibitor activity. The record is from RefSeq and is a predicted model, not a curated record. The transcript has 3 exons. Gene Ontology annotation, cellular component: cytoplasm; nucleus. Bases 363 to 950 code for a protein of 195 amino acids. Gene Ontology annotation, biological process: abscisic acid-activated signaling pathway.
AUGAUAAGAGUCUUGAGAGGUAGUUGUUGCUCUUGUUGUUCGUCUUCUUCUAUGGCGGUGAGUCGCGUACACUUUCUCUUCUUUAUUACCUCUCAAUAAAACAUUAAAAUAUCCAUUCAUACACAUAUCUCCCUUUGUUAUUUCUCUUCUCAACGAAUAAUCUUCAUCAUCGGCCGGCGAUCGCAGCUACGAUUCCGGCGAGCGAGGUUUUCCGGGAUAGGAAACAGAGUCUGUUACUCUUUCUGUCCGUGUGAUGGUUCCUUAUUGUUUUAGGAGGGAGAGAAAGGCAGGGACGUGCUUGGCUUGAAGAGAAAGCAAAGUGUAAAGAGAAUAACAAGAAUUGGAAAAAAAAAGAAAGAAAAAUGAGCGGAAGGAGUAAUGGAAACGUAGCAAUAGGAAAUGGUAUAAUAGGAAGUGUAGAAAGUGAGUAUGUAAGGAGACACCAUAGACAUGAUCCUGCUGAUCACCAGUGUAGUUCUGCUCUUGUUAAACACAUCAAAGCUCCUGUUCAUCUCGUUUGGUCUUUGGUGAGGAGAUUUGAUCAACCACAGAAGUACAAGCCUUUCAUUAGCAGGUGCGUAGCACAAGGGAACCUUCAGAUUGGAAGUCUUAGAGAAAUUGAUGUCAAGUCUGGACUUCCUGCCACUACAAGUACCGAAAGACUGGAGUUUCUUGAUGAUGAUGAGCAUAUCCUCAGCAUGAGGAUUGUUGGCGGGGAUCACAGACUUAAGAACUACUCUUCAAUCAUUUCCCUCCAUCCAGAGAUCAUUGAUGGAAGACCGGGGACGCUGGUGAUCGAGUCAUUUGUGGUGGAUGUGCCUGAUGGGAAUACUAAGGAUGAGACAUGCUACUUUGUUGAAGCUCUGAUUAAGUGCAAUCUUAAAUCACUAGCUGAUGUAUCGGAACGGCUUGCCGUGCAGGACCGGACCGAGCCCAUUGAUUGCAUCUAAGAAAAGUCAGGACUGGGCUGUGGAGGUGUGUUGGACUCUAUGGUUGUGAAGGAUGAAGCUUCCAGGCUUUUCUAUGUCAGAGGCACUGGAUACCGACUGGCUGUAGUGCUGUCUUCCAUCUUCCAGACACUGUUAUACUCUUUCAUUUUGGUUGUGAUGUUCUCUUCAUAAAACUAUUUGCUGGAUUCCCCAUCUUUAGGAAGCUCAAGAACCACCCCCCUUAUAAAGGUUUAUCUUGCUGGUGGAUGAAAAAAAAUUAUAUAUAUACUAAAAAAAAAAAAAAAAAAAAAAGAAGAAGAAGAAUAACCCUAGGUUCCCGUUUGUUUGUGACAUCCAGCGUUUUGUUUGUGGUGACAACAUUAUGCUGUAUAUACGUGUGCUGGAAGAAGUUGUUUUGUAGUUUACUUUCUGUUUUUGUUUUUGCUCAUAGUUCUAGGUGCAGAUUAAGUAGUUCGAUGAAAUGGAAACCUAGGGUUUUAAAUGACCAUUUGUAAAUUGUCACAUACGGGAUGGCUCCUUCUGUUUGCUGAUAUCUGUAUUCAGGUACUAUUUUGGUGCUGUAA